UGAAUUUGUAUAUUGAAACGUUGAAUAGAAAAAUUCGUGAAAAGUUAAGCAAUAUCCGUGAAAGAGUUGUAAAUAAACAAAUAAAGUUGUAUAAAAUCAAUUAGUGAAUUAUGAUGUUCACACGUGGUGGUUGUCACGCGAAAAGAAGGAAUGCUGGCGGCGGUGGUGGUGGUGGUGGUGGUGGUGGCGGUGACGGUGAAGUUAGUAGUAGUAGUGGUGGUAGCGGUAGCGGUGGUGGCAGUGCUAGUGGUAGUGGUGGUGGUGGUGGUGGUAGUAGUUGUGGCAUAGGAGGAAGAUUUGGAAAGAGAACUUCUUUGGAGCACAAAAGUCCUAGACCACGACUUGCGGUAGAAGGAUACGCAUACAGAACAAGGGUACCAGUUCCUGUAAAACUCGAGGAUUUACCACCAACGAUAUCAACUCCUAGAACUUAUGUGUAUAGGACAAGGGUACCACGAAGGGAUUUUCUUAGUUCAUCGCAGAUACCUUUAUUAGAGACCAACGUAGGCCACGCGAUAACGGGAAGAAGGGGUGCUGUCAAACACAACAAAGUACACAUUGUACGAGGUCACAAAUUAGUUGCUAAGUUUUUUCGACAACCGACAUUUUGUGCCUUUUGUAAGGAUUUCCUUUGGGGUUUCGGAAAGCAGGGUUACCAAUGCCAAGCUUGCCAAACCGCUGUACAUAAGAAAUGUCAUGACAAGUUGUUAACAAAAUGUCCGGAAAGUGGUAGAGAGUCAGAAAAUACUAUAUACUUGAGGCAACGUUUUAAAGUGGACGUUCCUCACAGAUUUCGACCCUAUACUUUCAUGUCACCAACAUUUUGCGAUCAUUGUGGUUCCAUGUUAUAUGGAUUUUUUCGUCAAGGAUUAAAAUGCGAUGGUAAGUAUAAAAAAGGAGCAAAGAUAUUUUGUCAUAAUUUCGGUGCACCUUGUGUUUAACCUAUUAUAUGAGUAAGAAUAUGAUUUUGAAAUCAUGUAUUAAAUAAAUGACUCUGGUAACAUCAAAUAUAAUUACAUAUAUAACUGCAUAAAUGAUGACGAUACAUUAUAUAAAGUAAAAAAA
Messenger RNA from Polistes dominula (European paper wasp), 1065 nucleotides. RefSeq lists its product as uncharacterized. Gene Ontology annotation, cellular component: cytosol. Gene Ontology annotation, biological process: intracellular signal transduction; phospholipase C-activating G protein-coupled receptor signaling pathway. Lineage: Eukaryota; Metazoa; Arthropoda; Insecta; Hymenoptera; Vespidae. Gene Ontology annotation, molecular function: protein serine/threonine kinase activity. The record is from RefSeq and is a predicted model, not a curated record.